Erinaceus europaeus (western European hedgehog) is the source of this 2727-nucleotide messenger RNA. RefSeq names its product cytohesin 4 (gene CYTH4). NCBI's taxonomy places the organism in Eukaryota, Metazoa, Chordata, Mammalia, Eulipotyphla, Erinaceidae. The transcript is spliced from 14 exons. Gene Ontology annotation, molecular function: guanyl-nucleotide exchange factor activity. The coding region runs from base 187 to 1560 and encodes 457 amino acids. Gene Ontology annotation, biological process: regulation of ARF protein signal transduction. The record is from RefSeq and is a predicted model, not a curated record.
CCCUCUACCUUCUCUGUGGUCCUCUCUCUUACCCUAACCUGCGUUGCGCUCACACCCAGAAUGUAGAGUCCCAGGACUUCAAACAAUGCUGGUUAUUAGGAAGCCCUGUGUCAGAAGCCUGAACACCAGCCCUGGCAGGACAGGACUUCCUCCCUGCAGGGGGCAGGGCGGGGCGGGACCAUAGAGAUGACACAGCCCAGUCUGGUGGACAGGAGCUGCAGCUGGGUCUACAGACAGCAGACAGCGGACAGCGGGAACACCAACCACCCUGCCCAGGGUGUCAGCAUGGACUUGUGUCACCCAGACCCGGUGGGGCUGAGCAGCGUGGAGACGGAGGAGCUGCAGAAGAUCAGAUGGCACCGACAGCAGCUCCUGGAGGACAUCCAGGUGUGUGCACAGCCCCGAACGCACGUUCUCAUGCCCGCACACGCCGGCGCGCUUCCCACCCACUGCUUCCCCAGAGCAGGGCACAGCCAGAAACUAAAGGAAGAGAUCGCAGAUGUGUUUGCACAAAUCGACUGCUUUGAGACGGCGGAGGAGAGUCGCCUGGCCCAGAAGGAGAAGGAGCUAUGCACUGGACGCAAGAAGUUCAACAUGGACCCCGUGAAGGGCAUCCAGUACCUCAUUGAGCACAAGCUUCUGGGCCCUGACGUCCAGCACAUUGCACAGUUCCUAUACAAGGGUGAGGGCCUCAACAAGACGGCUAUUGGCAUCUACCUGGGGGAAAGGGAACCCGUGAACCUGCAGGUCCUCCAGGCCUUCGUGGACCACCACGAGUUCGCCAACCUCAACCUCGUCCAGGCCCUCAGGCAGUUCCUCUGGAGCUUCCGGCUGCCCGGGGAGGCCCAGAAGAUCGACCGGAUGAUGGAGGCCUUUGCCACACGAUACUGCUUCUGCAACCCGGGCGUCUUCCAGUCCACAGACACCUGCUACGUCCUUUCCUUCUCCGUCAUCAUGCUCAACACCAGCCUCCACAACCCCAAUGUCAGAGACAAGCCCCCCUUCGAGCGCUUCGUGUCCAUGAACCGUGGCAUCAAUGAGGGCAGCGACCUGCCUGAGGAGCAGCUGCGGAACCUCUUUGACAGCAUCAAGAGCGAGCCCUUCUCCAUCCCUGAAGAUGAUGGCAAUGACCUCACUCACACCUUCUUCAAUCCCGACUGCGAAGGCUGGCUGCUCAAGCUGGGGGGACGGGUGAAGACCUGGAAGAGACGCUGGUUCAUCCUGACCGACAGCUGCCUCUACUACUUCGAGUUCACCACAGACAAAGAGCCACGGGGGAUCAUACCCCUGGAAAAUCUCUCUGUGCAAAAGGUGGACGACCCCAAGAAACCGUUCUGCCUGGAGCUUUACAACCCCGCCUGCCGUGGCCAAAAGAUCAAGGCCUGCAAGACAGACGGGGACGGCAAGGUGGUGGAGGGCAAGCACGAGUCCUACCGCAUCUCGGCCUCCAGUGCAGAGGAGCGCGACCAGUGGAUCCAGGCCAUAAGAGCCAGCAUCACCCGCGUGCCCUACUACGACCUGGUGUCUGCAAGGAAGAAGAAGAUUGCCGGCAAGCACUGAGUCUGCUGGGCGGCAGUGAGGCGGAUGCUCACUACCUGAAGAACACGAACAGCUCAGACCUGUGGCCAGACCUUGAGGAAAUGCCCAGAGCACUGGACUAGGAGCCCAGACUGCACCAUCUCCACCACAGCUCCUCCUCCAAAGCCAUGUACCCUCUGCCGAGCCAUGUCGGCUCCUGGGAAGCCAGAGCAUCUGGACAGAAAUGCCUGGGCCCCUGGGCCAGUCCUGCAGGGUGUGAGCCACCCAGUGGGCCUUCCGGCACUGAUUUCCCUCUCCCUGAGGAGCUUGCUGCUGGAGGUGGCUGUCUGGCUUGCUGAGCCCCAGGGGACUCUGGACUGAAGGCUGCUGGGUGCAAGAGCAGAGGACUCCACUGCAAAGCCACUUGGGGGAGGCGGCUGGGGCUCCUCUAGUACAUGGCAGCGGCAGUGAGCACCCCAGAGAGAAGGGGCCUGAGAGCCAGAAGGAAGAGCUGUGUGAGCUGUGGACUCCUGGAGGGCUGCCUAGAGGAAGUGGCCAAUACAAAAGGAAUCACAGGAGUUCAUAGCAGAGUCCCAGCCUUUGCUUCUUCACUAGACCAGUACUGGGAGGCUAUGAGGGAGGCCCUGGCGGGGUCCCACCUCCUUGGAGCUGCACUAGCAAUGGCGGAGCAGGUGGGCUGCUCUGUCUUCAGGGAGGCCCCCGCUGGGGCAGGGUGGAAAUGGGGAGGAUUUCACAGACUGGCUUCUCACAGGCACUGGCCCCACCCCACAGCACUGGGGAGGCCUAGCCCAGCAGGAAAGCAGGGUGCACAGCUGCCCUGGCUGCCUGAGAGAGGGAAGCGGGAGGGAGGUUGGGGGACGUGUCCUUCUCCCGACACACAUACACAGGAGAUGCACUCCAUCUGCGGGGUCAGGGUGGAGUAGCUGCCUAGAGAGGUGGAGAGGCCCGUCUCUGCGGUGUCCUAGCACUUUCGAGAGGCUAGGGGGGGCACAUCUACAGGAGGAAGCCUCAGAACCUCACACCCCUUGUCAGUCUGGGUGCUAGGCAGCACCCUGCUGCCUCAUGUGGCCAGGAAAGUUGCCUAGUGAUGAGGGCAUGAGAUUCCCAGCUGGAAUCCAGCACUGCACAGGCAUUGCAACAAGUGCUCUGACCUCUCUCUCUCUCUCUCUCUCUCUCUCUGUCUCUCUC